GCGCACAGGCCCGGCUUGGAAGCCAUGUUGUGGAAUUACUAGGAUCUGUUACUGGAUACUGUACGUAUCUACGACUGUGGGCUCAAGCGGGAUCUGCGACCCGACUGAGUACUGUAUUGACAGGGCCCCGGGUCUCCCGUCUCUGGGAGUGUGUGGGAAACUGGGGCCCCGGUGCCCCUUAGGGCGGACACGAUGAGCACGGGCUGCGAUCUGUCUCGCAGGAACCCCCAGGAGGAUUUCGAGCUCAUCCAAAGGAUUGGCAGUGGCACCUAUGGAGAUGUGUACAAGGCCCGAAAUGUUAACACCGGGGAGCUGGCGGCAAUUAAAGUUAUCAAACUGGAACCAGGUGAGGACUUUGCCGUUGUGCAGCAGGAGAUUAUAAUGAUGAAAGACUGCAAACAUACGAACAUUGUGGCUUACUUUGGCAGCUAUCUCAGGAGAGAUAAACUGUGGAUCUGCAUGGAGUUCUGUGGAGGUGGUUCUUUGCAAGAUAUCUACCAUGUUACUGGACCGCUCUCUGAACAACAGAUUGCGUAUGUUUCCCGGGAAACGCUGCAGGGAUUGUAUUAUCUGCACAGCAAAGGAAAAAUGCACAGAGACAUUAAGGGAGCAAAUAUACUGUUAACAGAUAACGGACACGUCAAACUAGCUGAUUUCGGCGUCUCUGCUCAGAUUACAGCUACAAUUGCUAAACGAAAGUCUUUUAUUGGAACACCAUACUGGAUGGCUCCUGAAGUAGCUGCUGUAGAAAGGAAAGGAGGAUACAAUCAGUUGUGUGAUAUCUGGGCAGUUGGUAUAACAUCAAUAGAGCUUGCAGAACUUCAACCCCCUAUGUUUGACCUACAUCCCAUGAGGGCCUUGUUUCUUAUGACUAAAAGCAACUUUCAGCCUCCAAAGUUAAAAGAUAAGAUGAAAUGGUCAAAUAGUUUCCAUCAUUUUAUCAAAAUGGCACUCACGAAAAAUCCCAAGAAAAGACCAACAGCAGAAAAGUUACUUCAGCAUCCCUUUUUAACACAGCCACUAAACCGCACACUUGCUAUUGAACUUCUGGACAAGGUGAACAAUCCUGACCACUCUAGUUUCCAUGAUUUUGAUGACGAUGACCCAGAGUUUAAGUUUUGGGGGAUCUUUUCUCCUGCAUCUCCUCCUGUACGUCGGGCCCCUCGUUUUGCAGCCCGUCCCAAGCCUAUGGUUGUUGUACCUCACAGGAUUCACUCAACGAGUAGAAGUGUGAGAGAGGAGAAAACACGCUCUGAAAUAAACUUUGGCCAAAUUAAGUUUGACCCCCCGCUUAGAAAGGAGACAGAGCCACAUCAUGAUCUGCUCGACAGGGAUGAUUUAUUGGACAGUGCAGAAGACAUAUACUACACUGCAAGAUCUAAUCUGGACUUACAGUUAGAGUAUGGACAAGGACCUCAAAGCAACUAUUUUCUAGGUGCAAAUAAGAGUCUUCUGAAAUCAGUGGAAGAAGAAUUACACCAACGGGGACAUGUGGCUCAUUUAGAAGAUGAUGAUGGGGAUGAUGAUGAAUCUAAACAUUCAACCAUAAAGCCCAAGGUACCACCUCCUUUACCACCAAAGCCUAAAUCUAUAUACAUCCCACAAGAAAGCAAUGCUUCUGAGGAUGACAACCAAGGAACCAUAAAGCGAUGUCCAGUGUCAGAGAGCCUAGCACGACCUGCAUCUUAUGUACCCCCAAGGCCUCCUCCUCCACGGUUACCUCCCCACAAGCCCAAUGCUUUAGGCAACGGUGUGGGUUCCUUCCACCUGAAUGGAGACAAGGAAAUGUCUUCACUUUCACAGCAGAGUGAAAAUCAGAAUUCCAAGUCACUGAAUUUGCCUACACGAAAAGAUAAGAAAGAUGUGCCGAAGCCAAUUAGUAAUGGACUUCCACCCACGCCUAAAGUACAUAUGGGUGCUUGCUUUUCAAAAGUAUUUAAUGGCUGUCCUUUGAAGAUUCAUUGUGCAACCUCGUGGAUAAAUCCAGAGACAAGGGAUCAAUACUUGAUAUUUGGCGCAGAGGAGGGUAUUUACACCUUGAAUCUGAACGAGCUGCACGAAACAUCAAUGGAACAGCUUUUUCCAAGGAGGUGUACCUGGCUGUAUGUUAUGAAUAACUGCCUGCUCUCUAUAUCGGGUAAAGCAUCUCAACUCUAUUCCCAUAACCUCCCUGGGAUUUUUGAUUAUGCAAGACAAAUGCAGAAACUCCCCGUUUCGAUCCCAGCACAUAAGCUUCCUGACAGGAUCCUGCCUAGGAAGUUUGCCGUUUCCACAAAAAUCCCUGAUACAAAAUGGUGUCAGAAGUGCUGUGUUGUAAGAAAUCCUUAUACAAGCCAUAAAUACCUGUGUGGAGCUCUGCAGUCCAGCAUCGUAUUAUUAGAGUGGGUUGAACCGAUGCAAAAAUUCAUGUUAAUCAAGCACAUUGACUUCCCAUUGCCCUGUCCUCUCAUGCUGCUGGAGAUGCUUGUUGUCCCUGAACAUGAAUACCCCUUGGUCUGUGUUAGUGUCAGCAAAGGGACUGAUUUCAACCAAGUAGUGCGGUUUGAGACGGUCAAUCCGAACUCUACCUCAUCAUGGUUCACAGAAACAGAUACUCCGCAGUCAGGUGUUGUACAUGUGACACAGCUGGAGCGAGACACCAUUCUUGUCUGCCUGGACCGUUGUAUAAAGAUUGUAAAUCUUCAGGGAAGACUGAAAUCUAGCCGCAAGUUGUCUUCAGAACUUACAUUUGAUUUUCAAAUAGAAUCCAUAGUUUGCCUACAGGACAGUGUUCUGGCUUUCUGGAAGCAUGGCAUGCAGGGCAGAAGCUUUCGAUCAAAUGAAAUCACACAGGAAAUCUCAGAUAGCACACGGAUAUUCCGACUUCUUGGUUCAGACAGGGUUGUUGUUUUGGAAAGCCGGCCAACUGACAACCCUACAGCCAACAGCAACCUAUACAUUCUGGCAGGCCAUGAGAACAGCUACUGAAAACCUCAUUGCUCAGCCAGACAUCACCAGAGGACACACUACACCUGCCAUGUUACCACAACCUGCAACGUCAGACCACAGCAUCUAGUGGCUACGUUUUCUAGAGAUAUAAAUAUAUAAAUAAUUUAUUGUGGCAUGAAACAAAGAUAAGGAAAUUGUUAUGACAUGGUGUGGAUUUUUUUCUUAAACUCCUCCACACAAGUGCUGUGGUCACAAAUAUGUAAACUUUGUACAUACAGGUAGUAUUGCCCCCCCCCCCCCAACACGCCUGCUGUGGCUGUAACUCCAGUCAUACUCGAAUCACUCACAUAGAUAGUGAUCCUUUUAUGACAUACAAGUGUCUUAAUUGUACAGAUGUAAAGGUUGUGAGAUCGGAAAGCAGAUUUGCGCUGGCGGGUUCAACAUUCUGAGAGGUGUGCCCCUUCCUCAGGAUGAAACAGCCACUUGCAAAGGAACCCCUUUAUUAACACUAUUGGAUUUUUUUAUUCAAUGUAAUUAAUUUAGUAAGGCCAAUAUACAUUUUUGUAUAAUGUAAUAAGAACUUUAAUCUAUAGAUAAGUUGUAAGCAUUUUUAUGACACACUUAACUUUAAUGCAAGUACACUGGUGUUUCUAUUUGCACAAGAUAUUGUCAUGUGAUGUAUUGUGUCACAGGGUUAACAGGUGACUACUGUGAAAAUGCAUUGGCUUUAGGUUACUAAUAUUUUUUUUUAGUUUGCUUGCUUCUGUUGUAUUAUGUUUGGAGGAAGGCACAUUACCUUAAACUGUAUUGUGUGAGCAUAUGUGUAUGUUGGUGUCUGUACAUGUGCGUGAGUCUGUGUGUGUAUAUAUAGAUCGGUAUAUAUAUGUACACAGACCAGCAGUUCACUGGCUCACGUAAAUAUAUAGUAAGAAAUCUAGCUUUGGUGCGCAAAAUCCACUGCUCCAAGCAGCCGUAGGUUCCUGGCAAAUAUAAGCUGCACUUUGAAUCCCCCUUUCCCCAGGUUCCCGAACACCAAAGCUUGUUAAAUAUUGUGUGUGUACUAGCGCAAUGGCAAAGCCAAGUGUUUAAUAUGAAGCACGUAUGGCCACAAGCUUACCAUUAAUGGACACAUAACAUUUCAGCCACACACUGAACAACCUAGACAUUCCUCUUUUUUAUAUGUGUUUUUCAUGAAUACUGUGUCUGUGCUUUUUUGUUUUCUUUUUGCCUUAUUUUCAUCCAUUGCGAUGCCUGUGACAGUGCGGCCAAAAUAAUUUAGGUACUACCUCAUGCAAAUAGACUAAAGGAGAUUACACAUUAAAGAUGCUGUUUUGUUUUUUUAUGGAAGUGCCAAGAUCAGCCCCUCGAGGGCACAGUUUUAUACUUUACUAUGAAGUAGCCUAUCAUCCAUUUCAGUGACAGACGGAAUCAGUCCCAUCCCAGACUGCAGAUUCUUCCAAUUAAAUAGACUCCCCUUUCUCAGUGCUUAUGCUAAAUAGUUCAUAUACAGUAAAGGGAUUUUAGCUUUUUUUCUCUUAAUUGUAAUUGUCUACCACUAAAUGUAUAUUAUCUUAGAGCCAGGUAUUUUAAUUGCCAGAAAUGCCUGUUUUAUAGGAAGAACCUGAAAUCUCAUGUUUCUGUUACGUAUUCAUACAGAUCAAUUUACUAGUUGUACAGACCUGUUUCCUUUCCAGAGAAUCUGUGCAGCGCCCUCCAUGGAAAGCAGAGGGAAUUCAAGUCCAAGAAACCAUCAUGGCAGGACUGGAUGACUUAACCAGCCUAAGGGGUGGGAGGGAAAUUGUCCCACGAGUCAGAAAUAGACUAUAAUAGUUUUCUUUCAAUGUGAGAAAUAGGGUAUGUCUGUGUAAAUUAAUAUUUAUAUUUCUGAAAUUUCAGAAAGUGUUUAUGCACCUUUUUUACAUAAGCCCAACUGAAUGAAGUCAUGUCUGAAAGGGAGGGUAGUAUAUUGUCCAUGUAAUAAAAGCACCUUGUCUCA
Xenopus tropicalis (tropical clawed frog) is the source of this 4924-nucleotide messenger RNA. It is a transcript of the gene map4k3, whose product is annotated as mitogen-activated protein kinase kinase kinase kinase 3. NCBI's taxonomy places the organism in Eukaryota, Metazoa, Chordata, Amphibia, Anura, Pipidae. Gene Ontology annotation, biological process: intracellular signal transduction; MAPK cascade. The record is from RefSeq and is a predicted model, not a curated record. The coding region runs from base 193 to 2967 and encodes 924 amino acids. The transcript is spliced from 35 exons. Gene Ontology annotation, molecular function: protein serine/threonine kinase activity; nucleotide binding; ATP binding.